AGAGGAGAGGAGAGAGAGAGAGGAGAGGAGAGAGAGAGAGGAGAGAGAGAGUUUGGCAGCCAAGGAGACGGCAGAAAAAAGUUUUUAAAGAGGAAGAAAAGCAUUCUUGCCUUUCACUUUGAGGCAGGAAGACACAAAAGGAGCCUCGUGGUUCUCUUGCAGCAGACGUGAAGGACACUUUCAUUGCACUGCAUCAACCAUAUCAACGAUAUCAACCAUAGCAGCGAUAUCAGCAGUAUCGCAUCCGGCAGAAGACACGGAACGUCUUUGGAGCUACGAUGAAGUUUGCCUGCUUGAUGCUCGCAGUCGGUCUGACAUGUCACAAAGUGUGUUCCGAUGGUGAAGGAGAUGUUUCCGUGGCCACUCAAGUGCCGGAUGCUGCCACGGUCCUGCAAAGAGGAUCUCUUCUGACCACCAAAGUGCCAGCUGGUGCUCACAUACAUGUGAACGCAACAAAUCAAGUGGUAGCAGACCCUGCCGCCUCAGUGGUAGCAGACCCUGCCGCCUCAGUGGUAGCAGACCCUGCCGCCUCAGGGGUAGCAGACCCUGCCGCCUCAGUGGUAGCAGACCCUGCCGCUUCAGUGGUAGCAGACCCUGCCGCCUCAGGGGUAGCAGACCCUGCCGCCUCAGUGGUAGCAGACCCUGGCGUCGCAGUGGUAGCAGACCCUGGCGUCGCAGGACCGGCGGACCCUGGCGUCCCAGGACCGGCGGACCCUGGCGUCCCAGGACCGGCGGACCCUGGCGCCGCAGGACCGGUGGACCCUGCCGCCUCAGGGGUAGCAGACCCUGCUGCCUCAGUGGUAGCAGACCCUGCCGCCUCAGUGGUAGCAGACCCUGCCGCCUCAGUGGUAGCAGACCCUGCUGCCUCAGUGGUAGCUGACUCUGGCGCCGCAGGACCGGCGGACCCUGGCGCCGCAGGACCGGCGGACCCUGGCGCCGCAGGACCGGCAGACCCGGCCGCCACAGGACCAGGAGACCCUGCCGCCCCAGGGGUAGCAGACCCUGCUGCCUCAGUGGUAGCUGACCCUGGCGUUGCAGGACCGGCGGACCCUGGCGCCGCAGGACCGGCGGACCCUGGCAUCGCAGGACCGGUGGACCCUGGCGUCGCAGGACCGGCGGACCCUGGCGCCGCAGGACCGGCGGACCCUGGCGCCGCAGGACCGGCGGACCCUGGCAUCGCAGGACCGGCGGACCCUGGCGCCGCAGGACCGGCGGACCCUGGCAUCGCAGGACCGGUGGACCCUGGCGUCGCAGGACCGGCGGACCCUGGCGCCGCAGGACCGGCGGACCCUGGCGCCGCAGGACCGGCGGACCCUGGCAUCGCAGGACCGGCGGACCCUGGCGCCGCAGGACCGGCGGACCCUGGCAUCGCAGGACCGGCGGACCCUGGCGUCGCAGGACCGGCGGACCCUGGCGCCGCAGGACCGGCGGACCCUGGCGCCGCAGGACCGGCGGACCCUGGCGCCGCAGGACCGGCGGACCCUGGCAUCGCAGGACCGGCGGACCCUGGCGCCGCAGGACCGGCGGACCCGGCCGCCACAGGACCAGGAGACCCUGCCGCCACAGGACUGACAGAUGCGGCAACCACUCAAGCAUAUCCGCCAAGCAACACAAAAGAUCCUCAAAGCUCUCUUGUGUCACCUACUGGUGCCCCAACCACCAGCCCAGCAAAAUUAAACUCUCCAAUGGCAGGAUCUUCCAACAUGGCCACAACACCAGAAGUUUCUCCCGUGACCACUAGAACCUUAGCUAGCCACACUACGGCCGUGUUGCAAGACAACGUGAGAACACCUGACUUCACGCCAAGUCAUCAACUCACAACACCCGGAACCUUCAUCUUCAAGACUGACGCCCACACAGAGGAAAGCACUAGAAGCCUGAGACAGACAACAGAAACAAGGACUUUUCAGCCAGCGGAGAGGAUGGGGACCCACACUGUGGCCCCCACUGGGGCCCCAACAACACCUUCUGCUGUGGAAGCCUUCAACUCCAACCCGAAGAAGUAUUGGUACUCUCUCAACAGUGGACACCAGGAGGAGGAAGACAAAGACCUGAUGGAGGUGUGCAGGCGCCUGAUGGCUCAUUUGAAGGAUGGAAACUGCACGCUGACAUGGCGCCACCACCAGGGCAAACUGCUCUUUGACUGUGUGGAGAUCAACGGCAAAGUGAAGACUGCGCUGGCUACUCAGUACUAUGAAGACAUCAGCAAGAAAGCCACAGACAACAAAACGCUGAUCGCCAUCUUGGCGUCGUGUGGCGCUCUGCUCAUCAUGAUCAUCAUCCUGGCCGUCUGUGCCUCACACCACCGCAAACCCUACUCUGACAACCAGCAACACCUGACGGAGGAGCUUCACACAGUGGAAAACGGUUACCAUGACAACCCCACGCUGGAGGUGAUGGAGGUGCAGCCGGAGAUGCAGGAGAAGAAGUUGGCUUUGAACGGCGACUUUGGCGACAGCUGGAUCGUGCCCAUGGACAACCUGCUGAAGGAGGACGUCCCUGACGAGGAAGACACGCACCUGUGAGAGGGAGGAGCCACCUGGCACACCUGUGGAAGUGUGAUGAGGAGGACACACAUUUACCCUGAACAUUGAAUGACUCCUUUCUUCACACCAUCAUAUUUCAUCCUGUAUGCCCAACUAUCAAAGAUGGCCUCUUGAAAUGAACACUGUCAAUAGCACAGUUCAAUCCACAGUAUACUGUACCUGUCCCAGGUGUAUUGGACUGGUGGUAUGUGAUACAUGUACACACACUGUAUAUAUGCUGUAUGUACACACUGUAUAUAUGCUGUAUGUACACACUGUAUAUAUGCUGUAUGUGAUACAUGUACACACACUGUAUAUAUGCUGUAUGUGAUGCAUGUACACACACUGUAUAUAUGUUGUAUGUGAUGCAUGUACACACACUGUAUAUAUGCUGUAUGUACACACUGUAUAUAUGCUGUAUGUGAUGCAUGUACACACACUGUAUAUAUGCUGUAUGUACACACUGUAUAUAUGCUGUAUGUGAUGCAUGUACACACUGUAUAUAUGCUGUAUGUACACACUGUAUAUAUGCUGUAUGUGAUACAUGUACACACACUGUAUAUAUGCUGUAUGUGAUGCAUGUAC
This is a messenger RNA of Entelurus aequoreus (snake pipefish), 3110 nucleotides long. Its product is annotated as collagen alpha-1(I) chain-like. Gene Ontology annotation, biological process: negative regulation of cell-cell adhesion; cell migration; regulation of microvillus assembly. The record is from RefSeq and is a predicted model, not a curated record. Lineage: Eukaryota; Metazoa; Chordata; Actinopteri; Syngnathiformes; Syngnathidae. The coding region runs from base 279 to 2525 and encodes 748 amino acids. Gene Ontology annotation, cellular component: microvillus membrane; apical plasma membrane. The transcript has 8 exons.